GAACCAGCUAGCACGCUUUAUGAAAGUUUGACAGGGGGCAAGUCUGUAACAUCAGGCUACGGUAUACCGAAGCCUGAACAAAAAUCAGAUUAAUUUAGAACCUAAUUAGCCCUUUAAAUGUGAAACUUCUUUGGAAUCUUAAACUUCUCAGCUGUUGUAAGAGAGUUAACGAUACAGUUAAACUACUGCUACUAACUACUACUAUCAUUUGUGAAGACAUCGCUGCCUUGCUCGCCAAGUAACCACUCAAACUGUCAGUUUUUUCCUAAACACAAGCAGAAAAGAAGAGGUUCCGACUUCAACAAAGGAGAUUUCCAAUUUGCAACCGAGCUAAAGCUAGUUAGUACAUUUAUUUUAGAAAGAUAAGUUAUUAUCGUUGCUAACGUCGGCUGUUCUACUUGCUGUACGUUUUGAAGAAAAACACCAUGUUCAGCUGGGCCAACAAAGAGGGGAAGAAAAAAGACCCUGAAUUAUUUCAGACGGUUUCGGACGGGCUACGACGACUGUACCGGACCAAACUCUUCCCCUUGGAAGAUGCCUACCGCUUCCAUGAUUUUCACUCACCGGCGUUGGAGGACGCUGACUUCGACAACAAGCCAAUGGUCCUUUUAGUCGGCCAGUACUCGACUGGGAAAACCACCUUUAUUCGGCAUCUAAUGGAGCAGGACUUCCCCGGUAUGCGAAUCGGUCCCGAGCCGACCACCGACUCUUUCAUAGCGGUUAUGCAUGGCGACCAGGAGGGUCUGGUACCGGGCAACGCUCUGGUGGUUGACCCCAAGAAGCCAUUCCGAAAGCUGAACGCUUUCGGCAACGCAUUCCUUAACAGGUUUGUGUGCGCCCAGAUGCCCAACCCAGUCUUGGAAAGCAUCAGCAUCAUUGACACUCCAGGAAUCCUGUCAGGAGAGAAGCAGAGAAUCAGCAGAGGCUAUGACUUCGCCGCCAUUCUCGAGUGGUUUGCGGAGCGGGUCGACCGCAUCAUCCUGCUCUUCGACGCCCACAAGCUGGACAUCUCGGACGAGUUCUCCGAGGUGAUCCGGGCCCUGAAGAACCACGAGGACAAGAUGCGCGUGGUGCUGAACAAGGCGGACCAGAUCGGCACCCAGCAGCUGAUGAGGGUGUACGGUGCCCUCAUGUGGUCGCUAGGCAAGAUCAUCAACACCCCCGAGGUAGUGCGCGUCUACAUCGGCUCCUUCUGGGCCCAGCCGCUGCUGGUGCCGGACAAUCGCAAGCUGUUCGAGGCAGAGGAGCAGGACCUUUUCAGGGACAUACAGAGCCUCCCCCGAAACGCGGCCCUGCGCAAGCUCAACGACCUCAUAAAGCGCGCCCGCCUUGCCAAGGUCCAGGCUUAUAUCAUCAGCUCCUUGAAGAAGGAAAUGCCCAACAUGUUUGGGAAGGAGACCAAAAAGAAGGAGCUCAUUGCAAACUUGGGUGAGAUCUACCUGAAGAUUGAGAAAGAGCACCAGAUAUCACCCGGAGACUUCCCCAAACUCGCCAAGAUGCAGGAGAUUCUGGCAGGUCAAGACUUCAGCAAGUUCCAGUCCGUGAAACCCAAGCUGCUGGAAGCUGUGGAGGACAUGCUAGCCAACGACAUCGCCAAGCUGAUGACCCUGGUGCGGCAGGAGGAGGCGGCAAUGCCCAGCAGCGCGGUUCAGGGAGGCGCCUUCGAAGGCAGCAUGAAUGGACCCUUUGGCCACGGCUACGGGGAAGGUGCCAGCGAGGGCAUCGACGAGCUGGAGUGGAUAGUGGGACGCGACAAGCCCUCCUACGACGAGAUCUUCUACACCCUCUCGCCCGUCAACGGCAAAGUGUCGGGCGCCAUGGCCAAAAAGGAGAUGGUGAAGUCCAAGCUGCCCAACACCGUGCUGGGAAAGAUCUGGAAGCUGGCAGAUGUGGACAAGGACGGCUUCCUGGAUGACGAGGAGUUCGCCCUGGCCAACCACCUGAUCAAGGUGAAGCUGCAGGGCCAUGAGCUGCCCGCCGAGCUGCCAGACCACCUGAUACCCCCAUCAAAAAGGGGCCGGGAGUGAGGUGGAUGGGCAAGGUGCCAGCAGGAGAUCUGGGGUUAAGAGGUGGAGAGAGGUUUAGGUUUUUUUCUGGUAAAUAAUAAUGUGAGGUAAGGUAUAAGAGGGUGGUGCUGUCGAGCAUAAACAAGCAAUAUGUAAAAGUAAACACAAGUAGAUGCCAAAAAAUAAGUAAAGUCGUUAAAAAAAUAAAAGGAAAAUAAACUGUCUAAUUUAUUCCUCACUAGAAUUAUUAGUCUGCUUUUAUUUUAAAUUGACCUUGUAUUUGUAUCCAAUGUGCUUUAUGACUCCUGAACACCAUUUCAUGUGUCAUUGUGAGAAUUUCAAUUCAAGGUUUCUUAUCCACACAGCAUCUCUGCUGCUGGACAGUCUCUUGUCCUUUGGUUCCGAAUGGUUUGGUUUUUUUGUUGCAGUAAGAGACUUCCAAUGGGACUCUAAGAACUCUAGUGUAGUAAUGACUUUAUUGAAUUCCAAUUCUUGAGUCUCUCCCAGCCUGUCUCUGUGCUUUUGCAGUACAAAUCUUACCUCGGUGCACUGGGGGGUGAUUGAUGACAUUUUUAUUACAGUAGUUUUGGUCCUUGAUGUGUUUA
This is a messenger RNA of Megalops cyprinoides (Indo-Pacific tarpon), 2611 nucleotides long. It is a transcript of the gene ehd1b, whose product is annotated as EH-domain containing 1b. Gene Ontology annotation, molecular function: calcium ion binding; molecular adaptor activity; GTP binding. The record is from RefSeq and is a predicted model, not a curated record. Gene Ontology annotation, biological process: clathrin-dependent synaptic vesicle endocytosis; endosomal transport. Lineage: Eukaryota; Metazoa; Chordata; Actinopteri; Elopiformes; Megalopidae. Gene Ontology annotation, cellular component: cytoplasm; intracellular vesicle; presynaptic membrane. The coding region runs from base 426 to 2027 and encodes 533 amino acids. The transcript has 5 exons.